AGGGUGUGUGGUGCGGAGACGGACUGAGAGCGAGAGAGAGCGUUGUGUGCUUGUGUGCCUCUGUGUGUGGAGCUUCGCGGUAUCUGGAGCCUCAUUUCACUUGUGGAUGCUACUGGGGGUUCGUUGCCGGACAGGGGAUGUUGCAGAGACGGCUCUGCUUGCCGUGCACUUUACACUGCUCGUGGCGUAGCAUCUGCGCCGGAAAUCGUCAUGGUGAUGAUCGUUGCUGGUUUUGAUGUCGCAUGGUAGGUUGAACUCGGGAAUUGUGGAGGGAAAUUUGAACUUUGGCGUGUGCCUGGGUGGAGGUGGUGCUGAUGGUGGUAGUUCCGGUGGCCUUGAUUGUAGAUUUCGUGAACAGGGGAUUUUGAUGGUUGAAUUUGUCUUGUAGAGGUACUAGAAUUUGGGAUGGAGUAGUAUGGAGAGAGAAAGAGAGAUAUGUAGCGAUGGUUGCGUGAGCGAAGGGUUGGAUUCUGUGAGCAUGUGUGAUUAUUUUAUGUUGCUGCUUUGCGGCGCCUGGAAAAAGUGGAUUUGCGGAGCGACAUGAGGAUAAGAGAGAGAGGAUUGUGGUGUGACGGUAUGAAGGGGUUAGAGAGUGGUAGCGGAGUAUGAGACGUUUUGUGCACUGGAGCAUCUUGAGAGCCGGAUGGGCACAUAUGAUGUCCUUCUGGUGUAACGAUCGUGACUGUGGUUUUGGGUGUUGGUUACGGCACGUACUUUUAAAGAUUUAGUGAGUGCUCUCUUGUGGUGGAUACUUUGAAGCACGUUUCUCAAUUAAUCUUGACUUUUGGGCAAUUUUGAGCGCUGGGGUUAUGGAGUAGACUUUCUGCUCAGACUUAUCUUGAGGCGUUUGUUGAAUUGUGGAGAUUUUGAGCGCAUGCUGCUCCAAUUUAAUUUGAACAGAGUGCGUUAUCCUCGCAGCGAUGGCGAUCACCGUGACUGUUGUUAGGUUUUAUGCACCGUACUGGAAUUGUUGACAAUUCUGUGUUCGUAGGCAACGAAGCUUUGGGUUUCUCUCCACGCACUUGAGAGGUAACUGUAGCCGUCUGGCACCUGGGCCGUUUCACCGAUGGAAUUAAUUGUCUCCGGAAAGAGGUCAGCUGCAGGAAGGCCUCAAUAAAGUGGCAAGGUGGCUGGACGAAUGAAUUUUUGUGCAGUCGUAGGUAGCGGAAGCUCCAGGUGUGGAAUGUUUUCACCGAAAGGGGAUUCGACAUAUUCUCAGCCGAGGUAACAAAAGGGCAAAGCAGGUGGGUUUGAAAGAUGUGGGCGGAUGGAGGUCCGCGGAAAGGGCUCCAGCUUCAGAGAGCAAGGUCAAACGGCUUGGCUGCCCUUUUAGAACGAGCAAGAAAGUGAUAGUGCCGUGGUUGUUGCUGCUUGUAUGCAUGAAGAAAAGUGGCAAGUGGGGACGGGACCGCACUCUGGCACAUGUCCUCGACGUUUCUCAAUUGGGUUCGGAACUCUCCUUUACAAAAGAUGGCAAAAUUGAUAUUAGUAGCGUGCGAUCGUAUCUCGAAGCGCAGCUCAGCGUCAUUCGAGACCCAGAGGAGUGUUAUAUAUCUGGUUCCAGCCACAGGGAUGGCGUUUUCAUCAAUGCCGCACCUUUCGGGAAAGAAACUGUUGCGAUGGACAGUGGAAGUGCCUGCGGCGACAUCAAGUUCGAUAUGAACUUCUUGCACCUGGAGAGCCAGACAAUUUUCAGCAGUGUGCGUGCCAAUGCGUGUGUGUGGAAAGGACGGUGGAUGUACGAGGCAACCUUGGGAACAGCCGGCAUUCAGCAACUUGGCUGGGCUACAAUCUCAUGCCCCUUUACGAAUGAGGAAGGGGUAGGUGAUGCGGCGGAUUCGUAUGCGUAUGAUGGGAGGAGGGUUCGCAAGUGGAGUAAAUGUCAUGCUUCGUACGGCCAGCCUUGGGUAGUGGGGGAUGUUAUAGGUUGCUGUUUGGACUUGAAUAAGAAACAGAUUAUAUUUUACAGAAAUGGUAUUUGUUUAGGUGUGGCUUACGACAACAUCAGAGGGCUUGAACCUAGAGAAGGCUACUAUCCGGCAAUUUCUCUUUCGCUUGGCGAACGCUGCGAAUUGAAUUUUGGUGGCAGACCAUUUAAGUACCCUGUUGAGGGGUUUGCUUCCAUUCAGCUGCCUCCAAUAGUCCAGAUUAGCGACAACAAGCAUGGAAUGAUUUUAUCAUCUACAAGAGCAAAGUUCCUGCUCGGUUGUUUGCAGAGGCUCGUUCAAUUGGGAAGUCGCGAGGUUGCUGCUGCCAUGGCUCCUGAAGACAGAUUAAGGAGAUACUCUCGCUUGACUGGCUAUGAUGUUUUGUCACUAGGUUCGGAAAUAUGCGAUUUUCUUCUACCGCUACUCUUGGUUAGUCCUAGGUCUGAUGAUUUAGUUUUAUUGGAAAAUAAUUUGAAGGUUCCAGGAGAGUACACAAUUUGGUGUUCAUUGGUUCCGUUCCUUCUGGAAACUUACAGAAAGGAAGCUCCCCAUGAUGCCUCUAGUGUUGAUCAGGCAUUGGAUAUUUUGCUCCCACGAUUAGAAAGGCAUGUGCCUGUUGGCGAUUUUGUUACUACUAUUAUGGAAGCUCUCGCGUAUGGCUGCCGCACAUCCCCAUUCACGCUAGUUGACCAUCCUUAUACGGGUCCUUAUCCUUACCUGGCGCUAGCUUGUCAUCUACUGGAGCGAUAUGACUUCAUGGUCUCAUGGUGGAUGUCAGUAGGGUUCGAUUCAUGUUUGGAAGGGCUUCUUACUCGAAAGGGUCCAAACAAAAAUGAUCUUGAAGGGUUGCUGCCAAUUGUAUGGUGGCCUGGAUCUCGGGAGGAUCUCUGCUCUGAGGGUAAAAUGAAGCAUGCUGCGACGUCAUUGUCCAAGGCAAUUGUGAAGGUGGAAGAUUUGCAAUGGGAGCUCUGCACUCGAUUGCUCCACUUUGUACCGCCCCCAGCAGCUGAUUUAUCCCAGCCCGUUCCUGGCGUGGUUUUUCGGAGAUUUUUGCGGAAUCUUGUAUGCAAAAAUCGUGGGGCCAACAGGAGUAUAGCGCCAGCGGGGCUGUCUGAUAAUUCUGUUCUCGUUUCGACAUAUUGUGUUCUGCUGCGACUUCUAUCUGAGGGCUUUGGACCAGGCAAGAUGAAUGGUGAUUUCGCUGAAGGAAUGAAGGAACAAGAUUAUUCUACAAGUUUACUUCACAGGGUCGGCAAGCGUAGUUUUCCUGUCAGCAUCUUCUUGAAAGACUCCGGCGCCACAGAUUUCGCUCGCUUGGGUGGAACUUUCAGCCAUUUGGUGAAAACCUUUCCUGUCGGGUUGGAUGUUUCAGAAGUGGAAUGGGAGGAAAGCUGUAUGGAUGAAGGAGAUAAUGUUGUGCGACAUGAUGGUAAACUGAAGCCAGCUUGUUGUUCCGACCUUACCUUGAGUGGGCUGCUGAGCGACAGCAAGACUCCUGUGAGGGCCCCAAGUAAGUUAGUCGCUGUCAGUGCUGCAGCUGGAGUGAGUGAGAGGGCGGGUAGCCCCAUCAGUAGUAAUUAUACUAGUGGUCGCAGUUGUGACGGGUGUGUCGAAGACAAACCAAGUUCAAGCGGAAGGGUGGAUAUUGGGUUGGGCGGCGCUCCUGUUUCCCGCAGCUAUAAGAGGCAAGGGUUUAAGCCUAUGAAGGAGCUAUCUGAAUCUAUUAGAGAAGAGGAGUUGCUGGAUAUCAUGCUCUUGCUGUACCACCUCGGACUAGCUCAAAAUUUCAAACAGGCCUCGUUCUUCAUGCAGCAUCAGAUGCAAUCAAUUGCUCAACUUGAUGAAACAGAUCGUCAGAUACGGGAAGAGAAGAUGUCGAGUGAAUAUGUGAAGCGUUUGAAAGAAGCCAGAACACUAUACCGAGAAGAUUUGAUUGAUUGUGUUCGGCAGUGUACAUGGUACCGUGUGACAAUGUUUGCAAGGUGGAAGCUUAGGGGAAUGUAUGCCACCUGUAUGUGGCUUGUGCAGCUUUUACUAGUUCUGAGUAAAAGAGACCCUCUCUUCAGCUACGUUCCAGAAUUCUAUGUUGAGACUCUGAUGGACUCUUUUCAUGCUUUGCGAAGAAGCGACCCUCCGUUUGUAUCGCCGUCCUCUCUUCUGCAGCAGGGGCUUUCUCCUCUGGUGACUUUCCUGGUUACCCACUUUAAUGAUGUCCGAAUAGCGAAUCCAGAUGUUCGAGAUAUUUUGCUGCAGUCAAUAUCAGUUUUGGUACAAUAUAAGGAACAUGUCAUCGCAUUUGAACGGAGCCAAGCAGCUCGAGAAUGCAUGGCUGGCUCUCUUCUAUCUUCUUUUGACAACCGCUUUUGGAUCCCUGUAUCCAACAUCUUGUUGCGGCUUUGUAAGGGUUCUGGCUUUGGAGCCUCAAAAUGUUUGUCACAUGGAGAGUCUUUCUCCCCGCAUUUUCAGCGUUUACUGAAGGAAAAAUGUAUGACCGACGAAAGGCUCUUUGCGUCCUUCCUCAAUCGUCUCUUCAAUACGCUGAACUGGACUAUCACAGAGUUUUCAGUUGCAAUUAAAGAGAUGCAAGAACAAUCCGACUUGCGUCAGGUGCCAGAUUUGCUUCAAAGGAAAUGCACAAUUAUGUUCGAACUUUCUUGCAAUUUAGAAAGGAUACUCGAGUUCCUCACGCAAGAGUUGCCAUAUGCUUUCUUGCGAGGGCCUGAAAUCAAUCUUCUUCGGCUUUGUGAGAUUAUCGUAUUCGUUCUCAAUCACACUACAAUAAGCGCAGACGCUCAUUUCUUUGAUAGCACUGUAAGGCAGCAGGGACAAUCUCCGGAAAAGAUUAAUCGAGCAAUGAUCUUGGCUCCUCUUGUUGGAAUUAUACUCAAUUUGAGAAACGCUACCUCAACACCUAAUCAUGUUAUGGCCUACGACGUGGCAACAGUUCUUGCUGGUUUAGACGUUUCGGCAGCUGUUAUUGCCAAAUUUCAAUAUCUGAUAGACUACAGUUGGGAGAUGGCAUUCAAAGGAGAUAUUUCUAUCAGCAGAAUUUCAGAUUUGAAACAGUUUGUUUCAAAACUGAAGCUUGAAUCAAAAGCUGCAAGGAAACAGACCUCUUCUCAUGAUUUGCUUGCAAUGAGUUCAACCUCAGAUCUUCUUGGGAGCCUUGCAAUGAUGGACAGGGAAGAGGCAUGCACUAUAUGCUAUGCUUGUGAAGUGGACACCAUUUUCUUUCCCUGCAAGCACAAGUCUUGUCAACGUUGUAUAUCUCGACAUCUUCUCAACAAUCAGCGGUGCUUUUUCUGUAAUUCCACCAUCAUCAAGUUUUCGCCCAUCCAAGCAACCCCUGCUGUUGAAGAUGACUAGUGUCGAACAAAUUCAAACAGGACAUCAACUGAAGCUUAAAUAGACGCAAAAAGCGUCAAUCUAACAUAGGCCUAUCACUGCGCAUAUUCAACAGCAGACGGGUGCCCAGUGGUUGAGCUACUAUGGCAUCAGGGUGAACUAACCUGUUUGAAAGUUUCUAUGGCUUCCGGGUGUCGUGUAUCUCUACGAGCUAUCUGAAAUACCUGCUGUAGGUAAGUCUAUGGAAACCUGACCCAUUUACGACAUCUGGUCCCAUUUCUUGAUCCACUAUUCGUCACACUUCUGGAGGAUUGCUUGGAAGGGUGCCAAAGGUGAUGUACAUACAACAUUGCCAGCACGUUGAAGUCCAUUUGGAUCAUUCAAGCAGGUGAUGCUAUUUGCAGGUCGUUGUAAGUGUUGUUGCUUUGUUCUUCUAAAUACCAAUAGGUUUUUUGUCAUAGAGCAUAUUUAUCUGAACUCGUUAUCGAUUGAUAGAAAUUCGUGCGGAACUAGCAAAUAGGACUUCCUGUAGUCGGUGCAUUGAGAUCGGAGUGCAAUUUAGUUUUGAAUCAUGUCCUUUAGUUUCUACAUGUCGUUAAUGAUUUUGAUGUUCUGGAGGAAGGGCGGUAGAGUUGAUUUUAGUAUCCAGUGUAGAUCUAAACUUAACUAGGUAUCAAAGGUCUUUAAAAAUGUCAUUCAUCUUGCAAAGUGAUGUUCUUACUGAGACCACGGAAUGGAAUUUGGUACAGGCCUCAGUUGUUUCUGCAUUUUUAUGAGGUGAAGAUGAGGCUGAUAAGGUGGAAGGUGUUCUGGAUAUCCUCCUACCUUAGGAAGUCAUCUUUCCUCUGUUGCAGCCACAUUUAUUUCUCACACAUCGAAAUGGAACUUUGCGUUAGGACGAAUUUUCUUUCCGUCACCAUGUCAAUACAAGUACUGCAGGUGUCAUGACGCCGGCAUGCUGUUUUGUUUCGGUUUCUCUGUGAUGGAAGUGCAAUUUUUGUGCGAGAUGGAUUAUUCCCUCGAUCUGCCAACGUUACCGAGGUUAAAAAAUCUCCAAUGUACACACCCAAUCUACAUAUAGUUUCUCAUUCAGUUUCGUCUGACGCUUGUAGGUUAGACUAGUGUUGAUUUGGGUCGCAUGAAUAAUUAUCUACCACCAUACUAUGAACAAACACAAUUGCUUGCUAAA
Molecule: messenger RNA, 6462 nt
Organism: Physcomitrium patens
Lineage: Eukaryota; Viridiplantae; Streptophyta; Bryopsida; Funariales; Funariaceae
Source: RefSeq, a predicted model, not a curated record